AGUUUAGGAAUCUUGGUUCCACACCAUUGUAAUGGCGAGGUGUCUCAUAUAGAAUGAUAAAGUAUUGAAUGAUAAAGUGUCAAAUAGUAUUGGGACUGUUUAUAAAUUAUUACGUUUCCGAAAAAUUGCCUUAAAUAUACUAUUACAUUUUCAACCAUGUAUUCCUCAAUGCCCUCGAACGGCACAGACGUCUUUCCCAAGAGUGGAAAAUGCCGAGAUUUGAUGAUAUCCAACUGCGAGGAGCAAUGCAAAAUGCAAGGACAACCUGUCGAUAUACUGAUGAGAAAGUUAAACCGGAUGUCGGACAUCAGAGUGUCUGGAGGACCAUUUCACUACCAAAUGCGAGCCGGCGGCUACGGAGAAGUGUACGACGAGCCAGGGUGGAAGGUGGACUUGGGACUUGCGGACAUCAAGGAGCGAAGUGGGCUGGAGGAGAAUCCCAUGAAAUGUCGAUACGAACGUCGCGUCCUUCUCAACAACUGGGUGGAAGAACGGCGAGAUCGGCAGCACAUCAAGUACGACAAUGCUCCCAAGCUCUCAGAGUACGGACACGUCUACAAGUCCGAGUACAGCACCUCGUUCACUAAACCUCUUUGCAACAAGGCAAGAGAAAUGCUGUUGAAAAUCAAAUCUUUUCCUAUCACCGUACAUCCCGGACAUCAGCCAGAUCUGGACAUUCCAGUCGUCAGAUGUUCCCUUCCCAAACCAGAAAGCUGCAUUUUGGAUGAAGAGACGGUCAAAAUGAAAAAGGAUCUCAUUUGUCGGAAACGAUACGCGAGACAUGCAAAUGAAGUUGGUGGAGGCUGAGCAUCAGACUGCUCUCAAAUAAUACAGUCAAACAUUAAACAGUAAUAAAAUAUUAAACUAAAAAAGAAUAAACUAUAGCAAACCGAUACGCUCGUA
Messenger RNA from Folsomia candida, 903 nucleotides. RefSeq lists its product as uncharacterized. Lineage: Eukaryota; Metazoa; Arthropoda; Collembola; Entomobryomorpha; Isotomidae. The transcript is spliced from 4 exons. The record is from RefSeq and is a predicted model, not a curated record. The coding region runs from base 157 to 807 and encodes 216 amino acids. Gene Ontology annotation, cellular component: nucleus.